CUUUGUUUGAGAAUAGCAUGUCUCUGGCCAUUGACAAAAGCCAGGUGAAGGCCUGGCUUGACCACUCUUCCAAGAUGCUUGAACGGGCACGUGAGAUGUGCACUGAAGCACAAUCACUGCUCUUAUCUACUAGUUAUCAAAUAGAGACCUAUUUACCAGAAAGACUACGAUUCUGCAAAUUCAUGAAUGAUAAAUUGACGAACCAACAAAAAGUGUUAAGUAGAACGGUAGAGUCUAUUAGAAAAGAAACAGAGCUGGAGCUUACGAGAUUUUCGGACAAAAUUAAUGAAGUAUUAGUUCCAGCUUUAGAGCACCUAAAUAAUAUUGUAUUACAAUUACAAUACACCAAAAUACCCUCAUUUAUUGUUGAAGAAAGCUUUCAGCUGGAAGUACAGAACAAGAGCUCGAAGAGUUAUAUAUCUCUCGGUGAUUUUAUAUCGGUGGAUGCAUUGGCCUUGCUUAAGACUAAUAUUGAAAUCUAUAAAACCAAUUCACAAAAACUUCAUCAAAUGCUCAGAUCAAAUCUAAAUGACAUUUUGAUAAACCCAUUCCAAAGCACGAUAACAAAACAGUAUAGCAAGGUCAUUAAGCAGUACGAUGAAAAAUUACCCAUGCAAUUUGGCAUGAAAGUAACUUCUGCUGGUCCAGUGGUAGAAUCCAAUAAUACCAUCAAUACUCUUCUUAAAGAAAAUCAGUCCUUGGAACAAGAAUUGGCCGCAAUAUUGGCAAUGUUGACCAACCAUUACGAUCAAUGUGUUCGCGGACUAUCUCUUAUGGAAGGAAAUGCAAACUAUACUCCAGUCGAUCUUGAAGUAUUGCAAAAUGACGCCCUUGAAUUACCAGAAGUAAUGAAGGAACUCAAUACGGUGUAUAAUGUGAUCUUGAAAAACGAGUCGCGGGCAAAGCUGUACCUUGAGGCUGCAAUUCCCCAUGCGGAUAAUAUAAUUGAACUGUCUAAACAUUUAUUCGAAUCUUACAAAGAGUUUAGAAAUAAACAUAUUGCAAAAUUUUUAGUUUUGUCGAUGAAGGCGAAAGAAAGAUUUUCAGAUUGCUCAAUUGAAGGAGAGCCUGAAAAGGACCCGAUCGAUAUAUACUCAGAGACAAUAAACCAGUUGAGUUACCAUUAUGGUCAAUUCCUAGAAGUAUACAAGUCAAAUUAUCUUCAUGAGUUACACUACGAGAAAUAUGUUUAUCCCAGAAAGUUCAUCAAGAAACUAGCUGAUUUCUUAGAUGACGGUUUAUAUCAGUUCCAGGAAGAAGAAAGAGACAGAAGAAAGAAGUGGCUCACAAAGUAUGGUGACUUCAUUCCUAAAGAAUUUAAAUUGCCCGGGGAAUACAAUCAACCCAUGGUUGUGCAGGUCGUCACCGAUGGAUUAGAUGAUAUUGAGCAGAAAGAUGUCUCGCAAGAGGAUGACGAGGAAAUGAUGCUUUUGAAGUUAAUAAGCUCUAAUAAAUGAAUAUACUAGCUUUCUUCUCGUUUUGUAGUAGUAUAUAGUU
Molecule: messenger RNA, 1497 nt
Organism: Hyphopichia burtonii NRRL Y-1933
Lineage: Eukaryota; Fungi; Ascomycota; Pichiomycetes; Serinales; Debaryomycetaceae
Product: protein kinase regulatory subunit
Exons: 1
Coding region: 18-1457 (479 amino acids)
Biological process (GO): piecemeal microautophagy of the nucleus; autophagy of peroxisome; autophagy of mitochondrion
Cellular component (GO): Atg1/ULK1 kinase complex; phagophore assembly site
Molecular function (GO): protein kinase activator activity; molecular adaptor activity
Source: RefSeq, a predicted model, not a curated record